Molecule: messenger RNA, 783 nt
Organism: Sparassis crispa
Lineage: Eukaryota; Fungi; Basidiomycota; Agaricomycetes; Polyporales; Sparassidaceae
Exons: 1
Coding region: 1-783 (260 amino acids)
Source: RefSeq, a predicted model, not a curated record
AUGGCGUCGCGUUCCGUACCGCAUAUCUCUUCGCACCAAGCACACUCACGUCUGUCCAGAUUGACCAUUUCAGGCUACCGCGGGGCCAGCGGAAUAGGCACCGUACACCAGUUCGUGCAAUGCCUGUGCGCUCUGCUGCAUCUACGGCAUCUGAAACUGGUCGAUGUCGCCUUUCGUAACGGCGACGAGCCAGCGGGUUUCGGCGUCUUGCAAAAGGGUCUAAAUACGCUCGAGCUUGAAGAUGUAUCCGCCGAGACCCUGCGAGGUCUUUUCUCGCUGUUUUUGUCGACUGUCGAACACAUCACCUUCACAGGCUGCAUGAUACCUGACGAGAUGGAUCGGCUUCCUCCGUGCGGGUUGCAGAUCGCUCACCUCUCUGCAGAACAAGACCUUGCGCCUGUUCUACGGCGCUGGAGCGGCGAGGACCUCACCGUUAUCGACUGCCCUUCAUUCAACACUGCGUUGCUCGCCGAGCUAGCUCAACCUGAUGCGGUUGGCAACUGGAUGUGCCCGCGCCUCAUGAAUAUCACUGUGUCCGGAUGCGCACAAUUUACAAGCGGCGACCUCCGCCGCAUGGUCGAUCCCCGCUGCGCUGUACGUGAACGUACAGGCUUUCCCGAUCCAGGGGAUGACGAGUUCAUCGUGAGCUCAAUAGACAUGCUGAAAACAAGUGAUUGUGGGGCGCUCGAGCCGGAGGAUAGGGAAUGGUUCGACAAGAAUAUCUGUACGGUCGAGUGGAAUUCAUGGUCUGGGGGGACCAAGCAGAGCGUCUUGUACCGGUAG